UCGCGCGCACGUGCGUCGUCGUCGCCGCAUCUUGCCGAUCUCGCUCUCAACCGCGAUCGUUUCCAGCGUAUUUUCGUACUCUCGACGUCUGUCGCAGUGACACAUUAGAUUGAUGGUUGUACGUAAGACAACGAUCACACUGCAAGUGCACCAGAAAAUCGAAUCGAAUCGGACGUGCAGAGUUUUUUUUUUCUACAAGCGUGCCGGAAUGUGAUCACGCGGUGUGGUGUAACUUUGAACAUCCCUGCUGGCACUUCUGCUGGUUUUCGAUCUGAUGGUGAACAUCGGGUAGAGGACUACUUGAUAUGUGAGCGAUCUUUCUGCAGAUAUAACAUUGUGUAAAUCCAGUGCGCGAUUUUCAUCGUGUCGGUAAACGCAUUUCAGCGUAACUGUGUCGAUCGAGUGCUUCGUCGCGAGCGUAGCGUCGAUUUCGAGUCGGAAUCCGAAGAUUCUCUGCUAUCGCGGAGCUCCGUGGACGAACAAAGACAGCGAAACCGAUAACAGGGUGUCGAUAGCGCCGACGUUAGUUAUUGUUUCCGAUUCCUUCUCGAUCUUCAGUUUCUAUCUCUAUCGAUGUGUGACAUUGUCGCAUAUAGACAUUAACAGUUAAUUGUUAACCAAAUCAGCUACCCGUCAUCGUCUGUUGAUCGAUAGUGUUUGACACCGAUCUCGAUCGCGGAUCGAUUCCGAGACUGCAUGUGAGCAAACCAAAGGUCUACGUUCGAGCAAGAACCUUUCGCUUCCCGGAAAAAUCGGAGCGAUACAAAGAACGAAAGAUAAUAGCGCGUUGUCUUCUCGCUCGGAGGAUUACUCGCCUCGUGUCAGUAAUUCAGUCUGCUUUCAUUCGCUCGCUGAAAGUCGAGCUUGUUUACAUCUCCCUACUAUUUUGUAUUCUGGUGUUUUUGCAAUCGAUCUAUCGUCGGAAUUCGGCAUCGUCGAAUUGAAUGAAGUCUGUGUUCCAUUGUACGAGAUUCGCUAUUUAAUUACAAAAUUAUUCGAAAGGAGUGUGACUAUCUCGAGUGAAUUCAGUUCUCGUAGCUUUCUACGACUAUGUCCUUUUUGAGACAAGCAAUAGAGAAACUUGUGCAUUUCAUCUGUUACCUGAAUAAGAAAUGUUUUUGUAUUAUUUUGUUUGAGAAGCACAGGGAACGAAAAUUCCAAACCUCUAUUCUAAUGAACCAUUAGUUACAUAGGUACUCUUUUGUGUUUGAUAUACUGUUCUUUUGUUACUACAUCGUACCUACGUUAAAGACACCAUCUACCUGUUACUGCUACUCACAGAUUAACAAGAACUAGAAAUUGCCUCUGCGAGAAAAAACAAGACGCAUUGGAGUGAGGAAUUGAGUGAAAUCUAACGAUAUCAUCACGUUAUACGAAGAUACGUACGGCUAUAUAUUUUUAUGUAUAUAUUUUGUGUCGAUAACGAAUUAUGUCGUAAGAUUUAAGAUUUUAGUUAAUAAAAACGGUAUACUCACAUUCGCUAUAAAUUCAAAUAGCAAGUAGCAAAUAGCCAGUUGUUGAACCAGAGAAUAGGUAACAGAGCAAAUUAUCGGCGCAACCAGAUCGACAUCUCACGCGAGAUCUAUCGCUAUUUUCUGGCGAUAACGAUCCACGUGCUUCUUAUCGAUCUACGUGCGCCAAAAGCAGACGAAUCCAGCGAGAGGCUAUCCAUCAAGCGAGUACUUUUCGGGCCCGCAGGCCGCGUGCGCGGAGAACGUUCUUAUCUUGAUAAUGGUUAUCGAAUAGACGAGAGGCCGGAGACUCGAGUCGAGUAAAAGAAGAAAAAGAAGACGGAGAAUCACCGCGAGAAUCAUCGAGUGGCGGAGGACGACCUCGAGAUAAGGGAGGACAGCAACGGGGAGGAGCUCGCCGAUUGUAAAUUAUAUUCACCCGCGCGUCGCAACUCGCAACUACGGGGAAAAAUCGGCCGAGCGGACGAAAUAAUUAUUGUGCGCGGCUUUCCAUCUCUCUUUGUGCACGUAUGCGGCGAGAGAAAGGGAGAAGGAUUAAUCGCACCAUGCCGAUCGCGACGUGAAUCGAAUGCGAGGUCCGCCACGUCGUCGUCGAAGGGCGGAGAACGCGCCUGUGCCUGUGGCGCAAAGUGAUCGGCAAGGUGUCGUCGCGGCGAUCGUCCGUCGUCGAGCAAGAGGUGAAGGUGGUGAAGAAGGUGGUGGUGGCGAAGGAGUGGGACUCGUCGUCUGGAUGCCAGUUCUCGAGGGCGGAGUGCGAAAAAGGGCCGUGCGUAAAAUGCGGAUGAGAAUCUGCGCCGCGACCAAGGAGUCCUACACGCUCCUCUCCAAGAAACGGAGGCAGCAGUUGGAGCAGCCCGUAUACUGCGAGUCCGAGUCGCGGCGACCCAUCACCGUGGAAGAUGACAAGCAAGACGUAUCAGGCGCCAAUCCGGAGAAAGUUAAGAGUACGACGCAGGAUCUAUUCGAGUUACUUGAGCGAGUGCAGAGUUCGCGUCUUGACGAUCAACGCUGCGUUCUGCCGUCGUACUUUUCUCAGACACCGAGAGAUGACAGGACGACGUCGAGUCCCGGUGGUGCACCCGGCAAUCACACCUCGACCUUAUCACCGUCGCCGGUCGGCGACGCGCCCUUGGGUAGGGCGCUGAUGGAAGCAGCCUUGCAGCAAGCCGCGACCGGCGUCCAGCCACCCUUAGUCGUCACGCCGUCCGGGUACUGGGUCGACGGUAAAGAUCAUCGACAUACCCUCGAUUCCGCCGGCAGAGCAUUGCUGCCGGCGCAGCCGGCCUGGCAGCCCAGGAUAGACCAGGACGACACGGCCAAGUGCUAUCGCCGCUUCUUCGUCGGCAGGGAACACGUGAAUCUCGUGGGAAGGGACGGUGAGAACGGCCCGGUCCUGGUCUCGGUGAAGGCCGAGACGGUCGCCGGACAGGAACACUGGCGGGUGCUGCUGCGACUCCGGGCGGGAUCGACGCACGACCUGGUCCCUGCUACGAAUCUCAGCUCGAAUCCUACGCCGUCGAAAAUGGUCAAGGCGAUCAACGAGUCUCUAAACGUGAACCCCCUGAUGCCGGUCAUGUGUCCCGGUGCUGGUACCUUGAUAGCCCGAUACGACGAGCAUGCCCUGGUCUCCAGGUUCAAGUUUGGCGUUCUCCACCAGCGAGCCGGUCAACUCACCGAGGAGCAGCUCUUCGGCAAUCGACAGAUUACACCGGCCUUUCAAGAGUUCCUCGAUCUUCUUGGUCAGAAAAUCGAUCUCAAAGAUCACAAGGGUUAUCGCGGUGGUUUGGAUACUCGACACGGUCAAACCGGCGAUUCGGCGAUAUACGAAGUGUUCCGGGGUCGGGAGGUGUUGUUCCACGUGGCCUCGUUGUUACCGUAUAGCCCGGGCGAUUCGCAGCAGCUGCAGCGCAAACGACACAUCGGCAAUGACAUCGUUGCCAUCAUAUUUCAGGAGGAACCGACACCCUUCAGCCCGGACAUGAUCGCCAGCCACUUCUUACACGCCUUCAUCGUCGUGCAAGUCAUCGACCCUUGCACUCCUAAUACCAGGUACAAAGUCAGUGUGACGGCACGCGACGACGUUCCCUGGUUCGGACCGGCUCUACCGACACCGGCAGUCUUUCUCAGAGGUGUUGAAUUUAAAGAGUUCCUGCUCACGAAACUCGUGAACGCCGAGAACGCUGCUUACAAAGCCGAGAAAUUCUCCAAGUUGGAGCUACGGACUAGAUCGGCUUUGUUGGAAUCUUUAAUGGAAGAACUACAGACCAAAACGGCAGAAUUUCUCGGUGGUCCGCUCGGCCUGGGAAAUUCCGGCUUGAGCGUUUGCCCAGUGAGUCCAACGAACGACGUAUCCGCUUCAGGAAGUAGUGGUAGCGGCUCGCGGUUUAUCGAUACGGUACGCAAAGCACUGAUUUCCCGUGUGAGAAACGCAUCAACGGAGAGCGUGCCGCAGCAGCUAGCCAAGAAAGGUCAACAGACGGAGUCCAGUCCUCCGAGCAAUCGACAGUCGACUGUCACGAAAGUAAGCGGCAGCAAGCGUUCAGUGGAACCGUCCAGUCCCCUCGGCUCACCGGAUCUAACUCUGAGGAGAGAUUCGGAACGCGGUAGUCUCGGCAGCCAGGACAGCAGUCUAUCCAAUACCGACAAUCAAGACAGUAGUCUGGCGACAUUGCAACAGGACGAAUAUGAUCGCAGGGAAUCGCAGGGCACGAGUGUUAUCUGCCUCGACAGGGAUGUCACUGUCAUCGACAAAAUCCCGGCGCCAACGCCAGCAACGGUACAGCGAUUAACGCACGAGAAUCUACGCACACAGGAGAAAACAACGACAGAGGUGACGCAGCGAGUGAUCUCGGAAAGCGAUGACAGUUCGCUCAACAGCGAGCUCGAGCUCGAUCAGGCCGUGUAUCCCGAUAGCGACACGGGUCUUGAAUCUAUGAGUUCCGCGGAGACUCACGAUACCACAAGGUGUACCGGUAAAGACGGAGUCGCGGAAAACGAAAAUUUGAGGAUGGAGGUCACUAGGCUCAAAUGCGAUAAGCUGGAUUUGUUGCGGCAAAAUGUGACAUGCCAACGUGAACUGAAACGUCGUCGAGAAAAGGAACUGCAACUGGAGUCCGAUUUGGCAACGGCGUCUAAGGAAAUUUUGCGACUACGUGCGAUGCUGAAGGAGUGCUCCACGAGCAUUCCGCUGGAUAACAAUAACCAGCAGACAUCCACCGUGUGAAGUUUGCGAGCGCGACAUGUAGCUUUAGGCAUGAUUACGAGUUGCUCUCGUGAGAUGUUAGAUAGUAUGGCCUUUGCGGUCGAAUACAAUUGCAUGUGCUGUAGAUCUGAAAAAUUAUCUUCGAAAACGUGCGAAAUAAAUUUUCUCUCUUCAUCUUUAUUAGAGAUUUGUCGCAAUUCACACGGCUUUCGCACGCACGCUGAUUCUUUCUCGUUACACCACUUUCGCGCAUAGUUCAAUAUCGAGAUUACUGAAAAAUACGCGAAACAGAUAUCAACAGAUGAACUGAAGAACAUGACAAAGACGUAAAAUAAAGCAUUAAGACUUUUAAACGCUGGACGAGUACUCGAUACUUAAACACUAUGUACCUUUCAUUCACCAGGAAUUCAUUACUUCCAAAGGUCUAUUGUUAGUGCUCCGCAAGAGCAUAUAGAGUUUGCAAGAUGCUUUACCAUGAGGAUUGAUCAUCCAAAUCGAGUUUUCUUUCUCGAGGUAGAGAUCGGUACAAGUUCUAUAAGUCAUAUACGAGAUAGUAGAAUUAACACGAAUCUGUGAAACUGUGUAUAGUGACCAAAGUGUCAUCAAGACACUUGCAAUAUAGAUUCAAGAUUGUUAGAGUUCUUGUUUGACUUAUAAAACACGUGUAAUAUUUAUCUAUUAAUUUAUUGAUAGAUUUAAGUUGACCAUUCGUAGUCAAUAUACAGAUAAGGAUACAGAUAACAAAAAGAAGCAGUAGGAAUAUCUGUAAUGUUAGUUAUUUUAAGAAGCGCGGAUUCUCUCAGCACUUGACAUUAAGAAGAAACAAAAGUUGUCACGAUGCGCCGCAACAAAAACGUAUCUCUCUGUCGAAGCAAACAACAUGUAGCUCUCGUUUAUUUUUUCGUGGCGCGGAUUAUCCAAUUAUCCACAAUUGGAUAAAACUUCUUCCAUGUUAGAUGCGAUCUUACGUAGUCGAGAAACCUUUUGUCAUGCGCGAUUGCAGAAGGAAAUAUGUACCGCUAGCUACAGUAUUUGUCACGAUAGACUUACCCGUUUAUUAGUUUUCUAGUAUUAGAUACCAGAGAAUAGUUUUAGAGAAACCUCUACGAGAUUUAAUCAUCCUCGAAACACCAUCCUCGCGUGCUAGUUUUAGCGACAAACUGAUUUCCAUUUCGUUUUUAACCAACCGUGCACAGCACCAAAUUAUUUAAGUAUGCAUCACGUGUCUUCACAAAGUAUCGUUACUCUCUUUUGCACUCGUAAACGAAAAAUGCGUUAUCAUUCACUGUUCUCCAUCUAAAGUUAAGUAUUUUGUAUUCGUUCUUGGUUGACAGGUGUCGAUCUUUCUGUUAUUUCUUAUGGCUAGUAUUAAUACGAUUCUUAUACCAUUAUUAUUAUCAGCUUUACUAUUAUUAAUACUUUUAUUAACAUUGAUUAUGUUGUACUUUGUAUGAUCAUUGUAAAUAAUCGUUAAUAUAGGACAGAUACUCGAAAGCGCUAAGCGAACUGGCACAAAGAGGAGGAACGAUGACGUUCACUCACACAUAAUACCAAAGUUUAAUGUAGUAAAAUUCAUAACUUUUC
Molecule: messenger RNA, 6258 nt
Organism: Temnothorax curvispinosus
Lineage: Eukaryota; Metazoa; Arthropoda; Insecta; Hymenoptera; Formicidae
Product: rap1 GTPase-activating protein 1-like
Exons: 11
Coding region: 2041-4695 (884 amino acids)
Biological process (GO): regulation of small GTPase mediated signal transduction; activation of GTPase activity
Cellular component (GO): cytoplasm
Molecular function (GO): GTPase activator activity; protein binding
Source: RefSeq, a predicted model, not a curated record